AUGACAGACCCCCUGAACUCCAAAACUCUACCUUCACUCAUUGUUCUCCGGAAACUCUUUCUUCUCUUUGCGACUCUCGCCUGCACCGCCAUUGCCGACGAUGCCGCCUUCAUGUCCAAGCUCGCCAAAGCCUUGAGUCCCACGCCCACGGGGUGGUCGGGGAGCAGCUUCUGCAGCUGGAAGGGCGUGAGCUGCAGCGCUAACCGCGUCACCUCAAUCAACAUUGCUUCGCAGUCACUCACCGGAAUGCUACCUCGGGACCUGAACACCCUCUCCCAACUCACCUCGCUCUCUCUCCAGGGCAACACGCUCUCCGGCGCAUUGCCUUCCCUCGCCAACCUCUCCAUGCUGGAAAGCGUCUUCCUCGACGGCAACAACUUCACCUCUAUCCCCGAGGGUUGCUUCCAGGGUCUCACUAGCUUACAAAGCCUAAGCAUGACAGACAGCAUCAACCUCGCUCCAUGGACCAUUCCCACCGAGUUGACUCAGUCCUCCAAUCUCGUCAAACUCGACCUCGGAAACGCAAACCUCGUGGGUACCUUGCCUGAUGUGUUUGACUCCUUUGUGAGUUUGCAGGAGCUUCGUCUCUCUUACAACAUCCUCACUGGGGGUUUACCAAAGACCUUCGCGGGAUCUGCGAUUCGGAAUCUGUGGCUCAACAAUCAGAAGGACGGGUUCGGGUUCUCCGGUACCAUUGAGGUGCUUGCAUCAAUGACCCAAUUGUCUCAGGUGUGGCUUCACAAGAACCUGUUCACGGGUCCCAUUCCGGAUUUGUCAAGUUGCACCGUUUUGUUUGAUUUGCAGCUGAAGGACAACCAGUUAACUGGUGCGGUUCCACCUUCUCUGAUGUCCCUUUCUAGUUUGCAGAACGUUUCUUUAGAGAACAAUGUGCUUCAGGGUCCUGUUCCUUCCUUUGGAAAAGAUGUGAAGGUCACUCUAGAUGGGAUGAAUAGUUUUUGUAAGAAAGAUCCUGGACCUUGCAAUUCUCGCGUCACCACUUUGGUUGAUAUUGCUAAGCAUUUCGGGUAUCCUCUUCAGUUGGCGCGUUCCUGGUCCGGGAAUGAUCCUUGUCGCGAUUGGAGUUUCGUUGUGUGCGCUGCGGGGAAGAUUAUUACGGUGAAUUUGGCGAAGCAGAAUUUGACGGGAACGAUUUCACCUGCAUUUGCCAAUUUAACUGAUUUGAAAAACCUGUAUCUCAAUGACAACAAUUUGGGCGGUUCAAUACCGCGAGACUUGGCUAGUUUGACUCAGCUUGAGGUUCUGGAUGUGUCUAAUAACAACCUAUCUGGUUAUGUUCCAAUUGUCGCAACCCAGGUGAAGUUCAAUGUUGGAGGUAAUCCUCUGCUUGGGUAUCCUGAAGGUGGUGGUGUCAGUGGAACUACUCCGGGUCCGGCAAACGGUUCUGGUGAUGCACAAAGUGGAAGUCCAAAUGUAGCGUCAGGUGGUUCUUCACACUCUCCUGCUUGGAUAGCAGGUAUUAUUGUUAUUGUUGUGUUUUGUGUUGUGGUGGUUGUGCUUAUCUUUCGCAUUUGCCAUAUCAAAAACUGGCAUGAGAAAUUGGGAAAGGUUAAUAAACGAGAAAACGGAAACGAAUUUGUUCCGAGUUUUGGGGAUGAAAGUGUUACCAUGUCAAUUCAGUUUCUUCGGCAAGUAACAAAUAAUUUCAAUGAAGAUAACAUUUUAGGUAGUGGAGGAUUUGGAGUUGUUUAUAAAGGGGAGUUGCAUGAUGGAAGUAAAGUUGCUGUGAAGAGGAUGGAAUGUGGUGCGAGGGGAAGUAAGGGACUGAAGGAGUUCCAAGCAGAAAUUGCAGUUCUGAGUGAAGUGAGGCACAGGAAUUUGGUGGCUUUGUUAGGGCAUUGUAUCAACGAGCGCGAAAGGGUUUUGGUGUACGAGUAUAUGCCUCAAGGGACAUUAACACAACAUCUGUUCUCUUGGCGUGAAAAUGGCACUGCUCCAUUGACUUGGAAACAAAGGGUAGUUAUAGCUUUGGACGUAGCACGAGGAGUGGAAUAUUUGCACCACCUAGCUCAGCAAAGCUUCGUUCACAGGGACUUAAAACCCUCAAACAUAUUAUUGGGUGAUGACAUGAGAGCCAAGGUUGCAGAUUUUGGUUUGGUUAAAAUUAUUGCCCCUGGUGGAGAGGAUUCUGUCUGGACUCGAGUGGCUGGAACACUUGGAUAUCUGGAACCUGAAUAUGCAGGUAUAGAAAACCUUUUUCUAGCUAAGUCUUAUGUUUUGCAAUGA
This is a messenger RNA of Sphenostylis stenocarpa, 2244 nucleotides long. NCBI's taxonomy places the organism in Eukaryota, Viridiplantae, Streptophyta, Magnoliopsida, Fabales, Fabaceae. The record is from the annotation of a GenBank genome assembly.